Molecule: messenger RNA, 276 nt
Organism: Phaethon lepturus (White-tailed tropicbird)
Lineage: Eukaryota; Metazoa; Chordata; Aves; Phaethontiformes; Phaethontidae
Product: transient receptor potential cation channel subfamily M member 1-like
Exons: 2
Biological process (GO): calcium ion transport into cytosol
Molecular function (GO): calcium channel activity
Source: RefSeq, a predicted model, not a curated record
GGUCAAAAGGCUUGGAUAGAGAAGACCUUUUCAAAAAGAGAAUGCAUCUAUGUAAUUGCCAACAGCAAAGACAUUAGCAGAUGCUGCUGUGGUCAGCUCAUUAACCAACAUAUUCCACCUCCUCCAAGUGUAACAGCGAGUAAAAAUGGAGAAGAAACAAAGCAAGUGGAAACUCAGCCAGAGAAAUGGUCUGUCAGUAAACACACCCAAACAUACCCAACUGAUGCCUAUGGAAACCUUGAAUUCCAGGGAGGAGGACAUUCAAAUAAGGCCAUG